This is a messenger RNA of Salvelinus sp. IW2-2015, 7220 nucleotides long. The record is from RefSeq and is a predicted model, not a curated record. NCBI's taxonomy places the organism in Eukaryota, Metazoa, Chordata, Actinopteri, Salmoniformes, Salmonidae.
UUUACAUUGUCAAAUCAAUCAAAAUCAAUGUUAACUAGAAUCUCUCUCCCCCCUCCAGCCUUGCUGAGUUCCCCCAACGCUGCCCUCCAGAACUCCCUGGCCUCUGUGGUCUCUGGCCCCCCCAGCGCCCCCUCCCUCAACACCCCCACCCCCAUUGACCCCUCCUCCAUGCAGAGGGCCUAUGCCGCCCUGGGCCUGCCGUACAGCAACCAGACCCCCACCCCCGGUCAGACCCCCCCAGGGGAACAGAACGCUACCCAGGGGCAGCAUCCACAGCUGAUGAGACCCAUCAAUGCACUAGGUAACCAGAUGGCUCUGGGGGGCGGGGCGAUGGGCGUGGCCUCGUCAGAUCAGACCAAUCUGCACUCAGACUCUCUCAACACCAACAAUCAGCUGCUGUCCGACGGGUCAGGUGUUGGCUCCAUGGGAGGUAGCCUGCCRACCGCCGCCCCCCUCUCAGCAUCGGGAGUCAGGAAGACCUGGCAUGAACACGUCACUCAGGACCUCCGCAACCACCUCGUCCACAAACUAGUACAAGCCAUUUUCCCCACCCCAGAUCCGGCAGCUCUAAAGGAUAGGCGGAUGGAGAACCUGGUGGCAUACGCUAGGAAGGUCGAGGGGGACAUGUACGAGUCUGCCAAUAGCAGGGAUGAAUACUACCACUUUCUGGCAGAGAAGAUCUAUAAAAUCCAGAAGGAGCUGGAGGAGAAGAGGAGGUCUCGGCUCCAGAAACAGAUCAUCAACCAGGGGCCUCUGACGGCUGCAGGAGCCCAACAGCAGCCUGGAGGUCUCCCGCAGCCCAACACCCUGGGCCCUGGGCAGUCUGUUAGGCCACAGAAUGGACCUGUGUCUAUGCCCAAUGUGCCAAAUCAGAUCAUGAAUCGCAUGCAAAUUGUUCAAGGGCUCAAUCAGUUCAGCCCCAUGGCCCUGCCCAACAUCCAGAUGUCCCAGCAGCCUCUAGGGCCCCGUGCCGCCUCCCCCAUGAACCACCCCACACAGAUCAACAUGGGCUCCGUCCCCUCCAUGGGUCUGUCUCCCUCGCGGAUGCCACAGGCCCAGGGCAUGCUGGGAGCCCACGGCGGCGGUGGCAGCAUGGUGGGCCAGACAGCCAAUCAAAAUAGUCAAUUCCAUCCCCCUCAGAUCCCAUUUCCCCCCUCUACCUCCGCCAUGAAUGCUAACAACCUGGGUCUAGCCAGCCCCCAGGCACAGGCUUGCUGUCACACAGGGGGCCCACCAACUAACCUGCAGCCCCCCAAGCCCUCCAGCCGCAGCUCAACCCCCACCCUUUCCACCCCCGUCCUGGUCCUUCCAACACCCCCUCCCCGCCCAAACACUAACCCAGACCCCACCACAUACCCCCUCCAGCCACAGACUCAGUCCCAACCCCAACCGAGCUUCCUACAGUGCAGCCCCCGACCACGCCGACUGAGAGACUCUGGUUCCCUGUCAGUGAAGAGGAGCCAGAAGAAAAGCAGGUGCCAAUGGAGGACUGAGGAGAAGAAGCUGGAAAUGAAGACUGAGCCCAAAGAGAGGAGGAGAGCCCACACCACAUCUAGCAAUCUUCUCUCUCUCUCUCAGACAUCUCUCUCCUUCCCUCAAGAAGAGACUAGGGACAGGACAAGGAAUUGGUCUAGGAUGAAACUUAUUAAAAACAAACCUAUAAAUCUCUUCUCUCCAUAUCUGUUCCAGUCUUGUAAGCCAGAGGAGCUGCGCCCCCUCAUGCCCACCCUAGAGUCUCUUUACAGAACAGGACCCAGAGUCCCUCUACCCUUCAGACAGCCUGUAGACCCCAUGGUACUGGGCAUCCCAGACUACUUUGACAUCGUGAAGAACCCCAUCGACCUGUCCACCAUAAAGCGUAAGCUGGACACGGGUCAGUACCAGGAACCCUGGCAGUACGUGGAAGACAUCUGGGUCAUGUUCAACAAUGCCUGGAUCUACAACCGCAAGACGUCCCGCGUCUACAAAUUCUGCUCCAAGCUGGCCGAGGUGUUUGAGCUGGAGAUAGACCCCGUUAUGAUGAGCCUUGGCUACUGCUGCGGCCGCAAGUAUGAGUUCUCUCCUCAAACUCUCUGCUGUUAUGGUAAGCAGUUGUGCACCAUACCAACCGGCGGCACCUACUACAGCUACCAGAACAGGUAUCAUUUCUGUGAGAAGUGCUUCAAUGAGAUCCAGGGGCACAAUGUGACGUUAGGGGACGACCCAGCACAACCACAGACAAUGAUAUGUAAAGACCAGUUUGAGAGGAAGAAGAACGAUACACUAGACCAUGAACCGUUUGUUGACUGUAAAGAUUGCGGACGGAAGAUGCAUCAGAUAUGUGUUCUACACUAUGACGUCAUCUGGCCAUCCGGAUUCAUCUGUGACAACUGUUUGAAGAAGGGGAAAACACGGAAAGACAACAAGUUUUCAGCAAAACGGUUGCAGACGACGCGGUUGGGCAUGUACAUCGAGGACCGGGUGAAUAAGUAUCUGAAGAGGCAGAACCACCCUGAGGCAGGGGAGGUGUGCGUACGAGUGGUGGCAAGCUCUGACAAAACUACAGAGGUCAAACCUGGCAUGAAAUCCAGGUUUGUGGACACCGGUGAGAUGUCUGAGACCUUCCCCUACAGAACCAAAGCGCUUUUUGCCUUUGAGGAGAUCGACGGCGUGGAUGUGUGUUUCUUCGGGAUGCACGUUCAGGAGUACGGCUCGGACUGCUCCUUCCCCAACACCAGGUCUACGGGUUUCAUAUCUUACCUGGACAGUAUUCACUUCAAACCUCGACUGCUAAAGACGGCCGUCUAUCAUGAGAUCCUUAUUGGCUACAACCGUUGUUCUUCUCCCCUCAGCUACUCUCAGGGUCACAUCUGGGCGUGCCCCCCCAGCGAGGGGACGCUACAUCUCCACUGCCACCCUGCCGACCAGAAGAUCCCAAAGCCCAAGAGGCUGCAGGAGUGGUACAGGAAGAUGCUGGAGAAGGCCUUCGCUGAGAGGAUCCUCCAUGACUUCAAGGACAUCUUCAAGCAGAGCGCAGAGGACUGUCUGACGGGGGCCAACGAGACCUACUUCGAGGGGGACUUCUGGCCCAACGUGCUGGAGGAGAGCAUCAAGGAGCUGGAACAGGAGGCGGAAGAGAGGAAGAGGAGAGGAACGUAAACCUGCUCCGACACACCUGAGGGCACGCCAGGGGGACACAGAAGAAAGCAAGAAGAAGAACAGCAAAAGACCAAUAAGAACAAGGGCAGCGUGAGCCGAACCAAUAAGAAGAAGCCUGGCAUGCCGAAUGUAGCCAAUGACCUGUCCCAGAAGCUCUACGCCAGCCUCGACAAACACAAGAGGUAUGAUGACGUGUUCUUUGUGAUCCACCUGCACUCAGCCCAGAUGGCCAACAUGUUGCCCCCCAUCAUGGACCCUGACCCCCUGCUGAACUGUGACCUGAUGGACGGCCGUGACGCCUUCCUCACCCUGGCCCGGGACAAGCACUGGGAGUUCAGCUCUCUCAGAAGGUGUAAGUGGAGCACCAUGUGCAUGUUGGUGGAGCUGCACAACCAGGGUCAGGACCGCUUCGUCUACACCUGCAACGAGUGUAAACACCACGUGGAGACACGCUGGCACUGUACCGUAUGUGAGGACUUUGACCUGUGUAUCAACUGCUACGCCGCCAAGGGCCACGAGCACCAGAUGGUCAAGUGGGGCCUGGGGCUGGACGACGACGGCAAUGGAGCGGGCGGCGCCGGCGAGGCCUCUAAGAGCCCCCAGGAGUCACGCCGUCUCAGCAUCCAGCGUUGCAUCCAGUCCCUGGUUCACGCCUGCCAGUGUCGCAACGCCAACUGCAGCUUGCCGUCCUGCCAGAAGAUGAAGCGCGUGGUGCAGCACACCAAAGGUUGCAAGAGGAAGACUAARGGUGGUUGCCCCGUGUGCAAGCAGCUCAUCGCUCUGUGCUGCUACCAUGCCAAGCACUGCCAGGAGAACAAGUGUCCUGUACCAUUCUGUCUUAACAUCAAGCACAAGCUUAGGCAGCAGCAGCUCCAGCACCGCUUACAGCAGGCUCAGAUGAUGAGGAGAAGAAUGGCCACCAUGCAGGGAAGAGCAAUGCCUCAGAGCUUACCGUCCCCCCCUCAGGCCCCCACUACAACCCCCAACACCACCCCCUCACACCCCCAGCCUAACACACCCCAAACCCCCCAACAACCACUUUCAAACCAGCCGCAGACCCCAAACGCUGCAGGUAUGUCACCAGUGUUCCCUCCUCGCAACGGUCAUCCCCUAACACCAGCUUCGCAGGGCAAGGGGGGACCUCAAGCGUCUCCUUUACACCAGCAGCAGUCACCUCUCCCCCCGCAACCUCCCCAACCCCAGCCACCCCCUCAACCUCAACAACCUUCUCAACAACAACCCCCUCUCGCUGCGGUCAAGAUGGCGCGGCACAUUGAGAUGGUGGCCCAGGCGCAGCAGCAGAACCAGCAGAACUACCGGGUCAACAUGAACGGCCUGCACCAGCAAAACCCCCAACAGAACCCCCAGCAGCAGCAACGCAUGGCCGGACCCAUGCAGAUGGUUGGGGGUCAAAUGGUGGGACCCAGAGGGCCCCAGGGCAUGCAGCAGCCCAUGGCCCCAGGUCAGUGGCCCAGCGCUGGGGGAGCCAUAGCGGGAGCUCAGCCUGGACAACCAGGAGUUGUAGUCCCUCCUCAGGUGGGUCAACCCCAGCAGGGGAUACCGAUGCAACAGAGACCCAUGAUGUCUCCUCAGCAACAGGCUCAGAGGAUGCUAGUCCCCCAGCCGGGGGGUCCCAGACCCCAGACGCCAUCCCAGAGACCCGGGGCCAUCGCCCCCAAUGCCCUCCAGGACCUCCUGAUGACCCUCAAGUCCCCCAGCUCACCCCAGCAGCAGCAGCAGGUCCUCAACAUCCUGAAGUCCAACCCUCAGCUCAUGGCGGCAUUCAUCAAACAGAGAACGGCCAAGUACCAUGCCAGCAACCCCCUGCAACAACAGCAGCCGGGGAUGUUGGGAGCCGCAAUGCAGCUGGCCGAGGUAGGCAGAGGCCCGGGAUGCCCCCUACAGCACUCAACAACCCACCGCCCCAAGGGAUGGCUGCCUAGGACCCCAGGGGCAACUCAUGAACCUGGACACAACCCCAACCAACGCUUCCCAGAUACAGGAGCUCUACGGAGACAGCUCCUUCGCGAGCAGCACAGCAACAGCAGCAGCACAGCAGCAGCAACAGACAGCAAGCAGCAGCACAGCAACAGCAGCCAGCAAACAGCACUACUCUCAGCUCCGCAUGCAGCAGCUAGCCAUGCAUGCCCAGGGCCAGCUCCCCCAUGGCCCAGAUGGGUCAAUCUGGCCUGGCAUGGACCCCACCUCCACCACCCAGAACCUCUUGCACCAGCGGAUGCUCCAGCAACAACAGCAGGGUAUCUCAACCAACAGGCCAUCCUCAAGCAGCAGAUGGGCGGCUCCCCGGUCCUGCCUAGCCCUACCAUGAGUCCCCAGGCCCACCUGCUGGCCAGCCAGCCCCAGCUGAGCCACCUCCCUGGCCAGUCCCCCAUGGCCAAUGCCCUUUCCAACCGGUCCCCUGCACCUGUACAAUCCCCGUGCCCGCCCUCACAAACCCCGCAUUCCAGCCCUUCGCCCAGGUUCAGCCCUCAUCCCACCGGGUCCCCCCAUCCGGGCUUGGGGGCCCCAUGCCUGGCUCCAUGGACCAGGACACUUGACGGAGCAGACGCUAUGCUAUCGCAGAUGAACACGCCCGCCAGAGGAGGGUUGAAGAAUGACUUGGGCACGGGAGGGGAUACGACAGGAGAUACGCUGGAGAAGUUUGUGGAGGGAUUGUAGCAUUAAACAGMAGACUUGAGCUGUGUCCCAAAUAGGUGACACCCUAUUCCCAAUUAGUGCACUAGGGCCCUGCUCAAAAUUAGUGCACUAUGUAGGGAAUAGGGUGCCAUUUGGGAUGCAUCCAMAAACAAACCACACUCUCCCCAWCCUCCACUGAUGUACUCGGACUCUGGGCCCGUCCCCUUUCAUGAAAAAUAAUUUCUUUCCUCUUUUUUUUACUGACAUGUACAAAGUUUCAAGAGAUGUAAAAAGAGAGAAAAUGGGAUAAAAUGAAAAAUGCCAACACUUAUAGGGGAAUGUUGAUGUUUCCUAAAACUGGUGUUUCUUCUUCCUAAUGAGUCGGGAUUUUGCAAAUUGCUGUUUAAAUCACAAAGAAUAUAUAUUUUUUUGGUUGAGACCAAAAUGUGCUCAGACUUUGUUUUAUUUGUUUGGUAUUUGGUAUGAUGUCAUGCCUUUUCGUUUUUUUUUUUAAAGAAAAUGUACAAAACAAUUGCAUUAUAGUAUUCAUACUUUUAAUUUUGUACCUUUUUUUUAAGUAAAGCAUUUUUUUGUUUUGUGUUGAAACCGUAAAAUAUUUUUUGUCUGGGAAUCGGCAUAGGUUUCUUUUCUCUUCUCAAGCUCUUCUCAUUCCUGGGACAUACAUCCAGAAAUGUCUCCCUAUUCCCAAUAGUGUAGUGCACUAUAUAAGGAAUAGGGAGCCAUUCCAGAUGUAGCCCUGGCAAUUGUAAUCUAAAGUGUUGUACAAUUUUUAUAGAUCCACCUGUAUUUGAGAGAGAGCGACUCUUUUUCCUCUUUGUGACGUGUGUGUGUGUUCGAGGAGAACUAUCCAUUUGUAUUGAAAUAGGAAAUGGACUAUGGCAGUUUGUAAUACACUGGCAUUUAUGCAGAAACACUUGACACACACAUACACGGAAUGCCAAACUCAAAACACAUACACAACAAAACAAGGACAAAAUCUCACUAGCCUGGAAACCGGAAUCUCUGUCUUGACUUGCGGAUGUAGAAAAUUGUGGUUCUGUCAUUUAAAAKGUUUGUCAUAAUUUGUUGUGUAAAGUUAAGUAUAUAAAGAGAACAGACAACUGACUCUUAUCCUGAGGGGGAAUGGGUGUUCACUGCUUGACUGCUUGUUUGUUUUGAAAAGAGAUAAAUAAAUAGUCCAGCUGUCUAUCAACCCUCCAUCCUCAUUCCCCUCUCUCAAAAACACAAACUUGAAUAAAACUUGGGGUGGGUUACGUUCUCCUAGCUCCAUAUUGUAAAUCAUGCAAGUUGUUAUUAAGCAAAAAUAUUAUAAAUAUAAGGAAGAGCGAAUGAAAUCACUGUAUAAACUGGUUAAAGACUCAUUUCUUACUUYUAUACCAUAUUGUUAAAUAAACUGUGUGCAACAGAAAACACUUGGAGUUAUA